Zymoseptoria tritici IPO323 is the source of this 726-nucleotide messenger RNA. RefSeq lists its product as uncharacterized. The annotation marks the transcript as partial. The transcript has 5 exons. Gene Ontology annotation, cellular component: nucleus. The record is from RefSeq and is a predicted model, not a curated record. Lineage: Eukaryota; Fungi; Ascomycota; Dothideomycetes; Mycosphaerellales; Mycosphaerellaceae.
AAGAAAGGCACUGCAACAGUGACAAGCAAGAAGCGAGGAAGACAGGCUCAGGAUAGCGCUGCUGAGAUGAGCAAUGAGGAAGAAGAUGAGAUUGUGGAGCCUCCGAAGAAGCGCGGUCGGCCUGCGAAAGCGCAGGCGGCGCAGGAUAACGAAGUUAGCGACGAAGGCGAGGCGCAAGAGCCUGCACCUACCCCCGUCAAGCGUGAUGUGUCGAGCUCUGGCAAGCAGUACUGGCUCAUGAAGGCGGAGCAGGAGGAUCGUGACGAGACCGCUAAGAGCGGCCGAGUUGUGAACACGAAGUUUACGAUCGAUGACCUUCGCUCCAAGACCGCUCCCGAGCUAUGGGAUGGUGUCCGGAACGCAACCGCAGCCAAGAACAUGCGCGCCAUGAAAGUCGGUGAUCUGGCAUUCUUCUACGCUAGUGGCGGGAAGCAAGGCCGCAAGCCCGGUAUCGUGGGUAUCAUGGAGAUCGUCAAGGCCGCUGAGAUCGACCAGACGGUCUACGACGAGAAUAGCCUUGGUUACGUCGAGAAGGAGAAAGACCGCGGCAGAUGGGUAGCCGUCCAAGUCGAGUAUCGAUCGAAGCUCACCAAGCCGGUCUACCUCUCCGAGCUACAAAAGUACAAGGGGGGAAGCGGCGUUCUGAGCAAUAUGCAAGAGCUCACGGCCGCGCGGCUUAGCGUGUCAAAGGUGUCUGAGGAGGAAUGGAACUUCAUCACGGAGAAG